UAUUGACAUAUAAUGAUAGUGAUUUAAUACAAAAUGGUGAUCCAACAAUGCAUUUUAAUCUUACUCUAACUGAAUAUUUAAUAGAUCAAAUUGGACCAAAACAAUUACCAUUCAAUAUAAUUAUACCAUUUACAAUUGUAUAUUUGUUAAUAUUUGUAACGGGUGUUGUGGGUAAUUUUGUGGUGUGUGUUGUGAUUGUUAGACAUUCAACAAUGCAUAGCGCUACAAAUUAUUAUCUAUUUUCAUUGGCUAUAUCUGAUUUAACAUUGUUGUUAUUAGGUCUACCAAACGACUUGAGUAUAUUUUGGCAUCAGUAUCCAUAUUUGUUUGGCACGGGUAUUUGUAAGCUUCGUGCUUUAUUAUCUGAAACCGCUUCAAAUGUAUCCGUAUUAACAAUUGUUGCAUUUUCAAUGGAACGAUAUUUAGCCAUAUGUCAUCCAUUACAUUUAUACACAAUGUCUGGUUUACAACGUGCAAUACGUAUUAUAGCAAUAUUAUGGUUAUUAUCAUUAAUAUGUGCAAUACCAUUUGCAAUAUUUACUGAAGUGAAUUAUUUAGAAUAUCCACCAAAGAGUGGAAAUAUCGCAUUGGAAUCAGCAUUUUGUGCAAUGUUAUAUCCACCAAAAUGGUUAAGUGAAUCGAGCAGUAUUAUAUUCUUUGUAUUACCAAUGUUAGUUAUAUUAAUAUUAUAUGCACGUAUGGGUUAUCGUAUACGAAAUCGAACACGUGGUACACAAUUACAGAAUGGUUCGGUACAUGGUGAAAAUCGUCAUUCACAAAAUCGUAAAGCGAUUAUACGUAUGUUGGCUGCUGUAGUGAUAGCAUUCUUUCUCUGUUGGGCACCAUUUCACGCACAACGUUUACUCUUCAUAUACUUUCAAGAUAUCCCGCAUUUCAAUACAAUAAACGCAUGGAUGUUUUACAUAACUGGUAUUUUAUAUUAUGUAUCAUCGACAGUAAAUCCAAUCUUAUAUAAUGUAAUGUCAAAUCGUUAUCGUGUCGCAUUCAAAGAGACAUUAUGUGGUAAACGACGUCAUCAUCGUAAUGGCGGUUACUUUCGUGAACAAUCAAGUUUUCGUGAGACAACAAUGUGUAACUCAACAUACGAGGCAACACAACUGGUACGUGUUAAAUCAAUAGGUGGUAGCAGUACUCAUGCUGUUGAUAAUCACGUAAAUCAUCAUCAACAUCGUUGUUUAAAUAACGUAUCAACACGUAGACAUAAUAUUCGAAAAGAUAAUGGUCAUACUGGUGGGGGGAAUAAUGUUAAAUGGGAUGAUGAAAAACAGUUAACAAUUGAUAAUAAUACAAUCAAUAAUGAUAAUGUUGAUACAAAAAUGAUUGUUGAUACAACAAUAACACUACCGCCAUCCUCGUCACCAACGAAUAUGGUAGUGAUACUAUCAUCACCAAAUAUUAAUAAUGGUAAAACGAAAUGUUUUACUACAUCUGACUUAAAUAUUAACGACAUUGAUUUAUUAACACCAGAUGCUGAUUGUUGUAACACAAAGGAUGAAGAUGUUAAAUCUAAUUUACAUUUAGUUGAAUCUUGUAUUUAAACCAUUUGAUUGUUGAGUUUAUUAUAACAAAUUUUCGUUUGUUAAAAUUGCACAUAUCAUUACAAUAAUAUUAUUAUUGUCAGAAAAUGUUUUAAUUGUACCAUGAGUG
Molecule: messenger RNA, 1668 nt
Organism: Chrysoperla carnea
Lineage: Eukaryota; Metazoa; Arthropoda; Insecta; Neuroptera; Chrysopidae
Product: neuropeptides capa receptor-like
Exons: 4
Coding region: 48-1559 (503 amino acids)
Biological process (GO): neuropeptide signaling pathway
Cellular component (GO): plasma membrane
Molecular function (GO): neuromedin U receptor activity
Source: RefSeq, a predicted model, not a curated record